Choloepus didactylus (southern two-toed sloth) is the source of this 2268-nucleotide messenger RNA. RefSeq names its product opsin 3 (gene OPN3). Gene Ontology annotation, molecular function: G protein-coupled receptor activity. Lineage: Eukaryota; Metazoa; Chordata; Mammalia; Pilosa; Megalonychidae. The transcript has 4 exons. The record is from RefSeq and is a predicted model, not a curated record. Bases 143 to 1351 code for a protein of 402 amino acids. Gene Ontology annotation, cellular component: photoreceptor outer segment; membrane. Gene Ontology annotation, biological process: G protein-coupled receptor signaling pathway.
GUUCGCGCGACGCCUCGCGGUCUUGGCGGCGUACGAUGGCUCCAGCCCGCGCCGGAGCUGGAGCCCCACCCAGUGCGGAGCACGCCGUGGGCCGUGGUGAACGCUGAGCGCCGCCGCCCGCCUACCGCGCCGGCGCCGGGCAAUGUACUCCGGGAACCGGAGCGGCGGCCGAGACUACUGGGAGGGCGGCGGGGGCGCAGGCGCCGAGGGACCGGGGCCGACGGGGACGCUCAGCCCCGCGCUCGUCUUCAGCCCCGGCACCUACGAGCGCCUAGCGGGCCUGAUCGGCUCCAUCGGACUGCUGGGUGCUGGCAACAACGUGCUCGUGCUCAUCCUGUACUACAAGUUCCAGCGGCUCCGCACUCCCACUCACCUCUUCCUGGUCAACAUCAGCUUCAGCGACCUGCUGGUGUCCCUCUUCGGAGUCACCUUUACCUUCAUAUCCUGCCUGAGGAACGGCUGGGUCUGGGACACUGUAGGCUGCGUGUGGGACGGGUUCAGCAGCAGCCUCUUCGGGAUUGUUUCCAUUACUACCCUAACUGUGCUGGCCUAUGAACGUUAUAUUCGAGUGGUGCAUGCCAGAGUGGUUAAUUUUUCCUGGACCUGGAGGGCCAUUACCUACAUCUGGCUCUACUCGCUGGCAUGGUCAGGAGCACCUCUCCUGGGCUGGAACAGGUACACCCUGGACAUACAUGGACUAGCCUGCACUGUGAACUGGAAAUCCAGAGACUCCAGUGAUUCCUCCUUUGUGCUUUUCUUGUUUCUCGGCUGCCUGGUGGUGCCCGUGGGUGUCAUAGCCCAUUGCUAUGGCCAUAUUCUGUAUUCCAUUCGAAUGCUCCGUUGUGUUGAAGAUCUUCAGACAGUUCAAGUGAUCAAAAUUUUAAGAUAUGAAAAGAAAGUGGCCAAAAUGUGUUUUGUUAUGAUAGCCACCUUCCUAAUGUGUUGGAUGCCUUAUAUCGUGAUCUGCUUCUUGGUGGUUAAUGGUUAUGGACACCUGGUCACUCCAACAGUGUCUAUUGUUUCACACCUCUUUGUUAAAUCGAGCACUGUAUAUAAUCUGGUUAUUUAUAUCUUCAUGCUCAGAAAGUUUCGAAGAUCCCUUUUGCAGCUCCUCUGCUUCCGACUACUGAGAUGCCAAAGGCCUGCCAAAGACUUACCAGUAGUUGGGUGUGAAAUGCAGAUCAGACCCAUUGUGAUGUCACAGAAAGAGGGACACAGGCCAAAGAAAAAAGUGACUUUUAACUCUUCUUCCAUCAUUUUUAUCAUUACCAGUGAUGAAUCCGUAUCAGUUGAUGGGAGUGACAAAACCAAUGGGCCCAAAGUUGAUGUAAUACAAGUUCGUCCUUUAUAGGAAUGAAUAAUGCCAGUGAAAGAUGUGAUCUUAAGUCAGACACCACUUUUUAGAUCUCCAUUUUAAGGACUGUUCUGGAAUUCCUAUUCUGUGUGUAUCAACAGAAUGUUUGUGGCCCAGAGGGAAAGCUGAAUUGUCCAUAUGCUCUCUGGCCUCAGAAAGCAAUCAAAAUCACAUAAAACAAAUUCUUUUAACUCAAUGGGUGCUUUACAUAAUGAAAUACCAUUUGCAGCACAAGAUGGGCAUCUGGCACCAUCAACUUCUAACAUGUUGGAAAUUCAUUUCAAACAUAUUUUUUAAAUGACUAUAUUUUCCAAGGCACGUAAUACAUUUUUCUCAAAAAAUACUUAGCUGUAAAAAUGUCUUUUUCUAAUACACCUGUGCAAGAUACCUAGAAAAGCUUGACUUUUCUGUAGUGGCGGUUCCUAUUAAAUGUCAUGGCAUAUGCCUGACCAAAUCAAAUUUAUAUAGGAGAUAAUUCUAGGAUGAAAAAGAAAAUCACUCCCUAACUGUAUCUGAAACAAAAGACUCUUGCUCUAUGCCUAGUGUGAUAAAGAGGAGCUUCGGACUAAUGUGCUGCUGAGCUAGUUCUAGAAGAUACUACUAAAGAGCAUCAUAGUGCGGUGGUUUGGAAUUAUGCAUACCUGAAAAAGAUGUUCUUAAUCUUACUUCAUUCCUGUGAGUGUGAACCCGUUGUAAACAGGACCUUUUGUUGAGGUUACUUCAGUUAAGGCAUGGCCCAUCUGAAUCAGGAUGGGUCUCAAUCCUACAACUGGAGGCCAUAUAGAGAAGGCCAUAGAGAGAGAGAAAGCUGCGGGGAGCAGCCAGAAGCUGAAGUGAACGGAACUUGGGAGAGAAGGGAGAAGCCAGGAGGUGCCGCCAUGUGCAUUGCCAUAGGAUGGAAGAUCCAAGGAGCC